Molecule: messenger RNA, 4344 nt
Organism: Xenopus tropicalis (tropical clawed frog)
Lineage: Eukaryota; Metazoa; Chordata; Amphibia; Anura; Pipidae
Product: gastrula zinc finger protein XlCGF57.1-like
Exons: 3
Coding region: 95-1798 (567 amino acids)
Cellular component (GO): nucleus
Molecular function (GO): identical protein binding
Source: RefSeq, a predicted model, not a curated record
UAGAACUGCUUUCAGCUAACCUUUUGUUUCUCCUACUCCCAUGUAACUGGAGGAGUCCCAAGCCGGACUUUGAACCUCUUUUGAGGUUAGUGCAAUGGGCAGCACUGCCUUCAGUCAGGUCCAAGCUCCACCACUUUCUGUGGGAAAGAGAAGCCCAGGAACAGGAAUAGGUCUCAUCUGUUCCUCCCUGGCAGCAGAUAUUACAGAGGAUGAUAUCAUACAGAUAAAGAUUGAGGAGGAUGAAGUAGAUCCUGAAGAUCACACAGACACUGGAAAGAGAAUAGAAUUCACUAAUAGGGAUACCUGUGGUUCAUGUAGCGCCCCGGGGGCAGCUAAGGGGCCGUCACUGUGUGGAGCAGGACUCAGAGGACAUUCACAGUUUAAAUCGGGCACAAGAUCUGAGAAUCGUUCAACAAGUUCUAAAGCUCUGUGUUUUAUCUGCUGCAAAUGUGGGAAAAGCUUCCCCAGCAACAGUGACCUCCGUAAACACGUCUGUGGCCCCCGCGCUAGAAGGCGGAGCUUUAAUAGUAGGCGGAACGAGGAAGCAAAGAGGAGAAGGAAAAAACCCAAGGAAAAGCAGCUCUUCAUCUGCACAGAAUGCGGGAAGCACUACUGCAGUAAGCACAGUCUGCAGACACAUCUGAUGAUCCACACUGGCGAGAGGCCGUUCAAAUGUAAGGAAUGUGGCAAAGGCUUUGCUCGCAAGGUCAGCCUAGUGACCCACGAGAGGAUCCACACAGGGGAGAAACCAUUUGCCUGCAAAGAAUGUGGCAAGAGAUUCUCCUACAAGAUCAGCCUUAUGACACACGAGUGGAUUCACACAGGGGUGAAACCGUUUAAGUGCACGGCCUGCGGCAAAGGGUUCUGUCUCAAGAGUCAGCUUCAGGGUCACCUAAAAAGCGACAAUCCAUGUACGGAAAACGGGAAAAAUUCCGAUGGGAAGACCCCCGCAGAGGAGAAAAUCUUCACCUGCAAACAGUGCGGCAAAACCUUCUCUCGGAAAAGAAGCCUCGACAGCCAUCAGAAGAUUCACCCAGAUGGGAAGCCCUUCCUGUGCACGGAAUGUGGGAAAAGCUUCUCUAGGAAACGGAACCUCCAUAAACACCAGAAAAUUCAUACAAGGGAAAAACCCUAUAAGUGCAUGGAAUGUGGGGAAAGUUUCGCUCAUAAGGGAAGCCUCUCUUGCCACCAGAAAAUCCAUUCGGUUGAGAGACCUUUCAAGUGCAAUGAAUGUGGGAAGAGCUUCACGCUAAAGACAACGCUUCAAACACACCAGAAACUUCACACCGGGGAGAAACCAUUCUCCUGCACCGAAUGUGGGAAAAGAUUUGUUCAGAAGAGCAACUUUCUGAUCCACAGGAGGAUUCACACCGGGGAGAAACCAUUCAUCUGUUCCGAAUGCGGGAAGGGCUUCUCUCACAAGAUUCACCUUUUGUCCCAUGAGAGAAAUCACCGAGGUGAAAAACCGUUUACCUGCAACGAAUGUGGAAAAAGUUUCUCCCAAAAUGGCAGCCUCUACAAUCACAAAAAGAUUCACACCGGGGAGAAACCCUUCACCUGCACGGAAUGUGGCAAAAGCUUCUUCCAGAAGAACAAACUUCUACGGCACGAGAUGAUCCACACUGGGGAGAAACCUUUUGUAUGUACAGAGUGCGGCAAGGGCUUCUCUCAGAAGGGCAACCUGCACACUCACCUGAAAGUUCACACAAAAGACAAACCGUUCACGUGUACAGACUGUGGGGAGAAAUUCACCCUCAAAAGCAAGCUUCAGAAGCAUCAGAAACUCCACAUUGACUAGGAACCCUUGGGAGAUCUAAAAGCUUCUCUUUCUGAAUAGAAGUGCUAAAGGGGCUUCUUGUAGGCCUUGGUCAGUCAGCCUUCCCUUCCUUUGGUGUAGUGUUACACCCAGCAGGGGUGCAAGUGGAGGACAGAUGUAGGGGCACUAAACCGCGACCUUGCAGUUGGUGGAACUUAUUCCCCAGAGGACUUUCCAGUCCUCUACAAAACCCUGUAAAGAAAGAAGUUCCUCAGGAACCCUAGCAAGAAGGCUAUGUGUAUCAUUUCACAUACAGAUCACAUCCGUCUCCAGUCAAUGGAACCUUUUUGCCCAUAAAGGACCAACGACAGCAAAAACCAGGCCUCUUUAUUGGCACUGACAUAGCAGCUAAUUCCCACCCAUGACAUGAGCAUGAAGUAUGGUCGCUAAGUCAUUAUUCAUCUGUGUUUUAUCUCAUAUACAUGCAUUACACAGGCAUAGGAGGAAUAUUCAGAUAUAUCAUGUGCAAUGAGUAUAUAUAUAAAGAGAAUUGAUGCUACUAGCCCCUAAAAACACCAGUCCCUGCACAUUAUGAGUGGUUAUUUCCACCCAUAAUUGGCCCUGGUCUGGUCCUGUCAUGUUGCUAAAGCCAAGAAAGGCUGCAUAGGAAUUAAAGGGGACCCAAGAACCCCAAGUUGUGUUUAGGAGAGGGGAAUACCUAUGCUGGCAUAGUUCCCACUCUGUACAAAGUAGAGGUUUGUUGAUUUGACCGGUCUCACCCCCAAUGAUGCCCUGUAAGGGGGGAUGCCCCACCUCAGAAGGGUUAAUAAUUAGUGACGGGCAAAAUGUUUCGCCAGGCAUGGAUUUGCAGCGAAUUUCCGUGUUUCACCAUUGGCGGAUUGUUUCGCGAAACAGAUGAAAAAAUUUGCAGCGGAAAAUUUGCCGCACGUUCAAAAAUUGUCGACAAAAUAAUGAUGAAAGAAUAGUUGCUGCCGACAAUUUUUUUUUGACGUGAGACAUUUUCGGCGUUUCGGCGAAUUUUCUGCCGUUUCGUUAAUCUUUUGAAAGAUUCGCACAUCUUUCGACGAAGCGAAACGAGACAGAUUCGCUCAUCACUAUUAAUAAUAACUGCAUAAAAAGCUGGAAGUAACAUUGUAAUGGAGAGGUAGGGUUGCCACGUGGCUAGUAUUUUAAUGGCCUGACUUGUAAAAAUGAUGAUUGGUGCCAAUGGUAAUAAGGAAAAUAGAUAAAGGUGGCAGCCCUAUGAAGAGGGCACAGCAUAGAACUUAACUGGUUUAUUGCAAGAACUAAAUGUCUCAAAGGCUCCAUAACACAAGUGUUGCCCCAAGGGAAAUCUCUAUAUUCCUGAGCCUAUUCAGUUCCUGCUCUACAUGGUGGGGCUUCCGGCUGCUCUAGUAACUGGAGCAAUAUAGCAUUUUCUACUUAGGGCCUCCUUGCCUCAGGCUUCCAGAUCUAUCCACCCUCUUCCACUGAGUGUGGCCUGUAGCCUGGCUAUCCUAUUCCUUAUAUGGACUAAAGGAAGUCAUCUGACACCCCUAACAGGGAAUUCCUACAGGCCCAGGGCAUGCCUAACCAAAAGAGAGACUAUACCCAUACCUCCCAGAGCCAGCUCAGGGCUAUACCUGCCAGUAGGGGAAGGAAUAAACCCACUUGUUGGCCGUGCAGUGCCAAUCAGUAAUGGAUUACUGAGCUACUGUGAUAAAGGUAGGUAGAGUUCUACAGGUACAGUUUCACAUUGUACUGGGACAUGGGGAGAAACUUACCAAGGAGACGUGGGACUAUGGGGUCCUUCCCUGUGGUAUCUGCCAUAUUGAGCCCUAUAGGAACAGUGUAUCAUGUCCAUCUCCUCUUAGUUCCCCUUACAAAGCAGCGACGCCGGGGGAAGAAAGGCUGAGAAGCUCUACUAGACUGUUCUAUGAAGACAAUAUCACCCACUUUUGUUUUUCCACUGACUUGAUUACUUCAUGCUAAUAUUCAGCAUUCUGUGCCAGCUCAGCUACUUGUGAUUGGUUCCUUGAGGAUGGACCAAUCACUGUCAAUACUGGGACUAUCCUAUCACUUGUAGACGAUGGUGCUACUCAAUCCCCGACUGCUCAAAGCCCAAAAGGUGAUGAAGGUACAUGGGAUUUCUGUGGGCUGUCACCCUACAUCAUUUAUUUUACAACAGAGAUGAAAGCCACCAAAGAUGUAGGGCAAUAGCCCACAGAAUAGUCAGUUGCCUUCUCCCCUUCUUUUGUGGGAACCAUUGAGCUUAUGGUGUUGGGGCCUUUUACUCACUUUCUCUACAGCCUUGGCCUUGUCCACAGGACUAAAUGACCUUAUCAGUAACUGUUGAUUGGCUAGAACUGUAUAACGGCAUCAUGGGAUUUAUACAGAUUUAUUUUACAACAGGGAUUACUAGUAAAUACUAUUUUUAUAUGGAAUUGCUUUUACAGCGCAUGUGUUUAAUGAGAGGGGAUGUGUUUGUACCAAUGAGCAGCGUGAUUGGCUGCCGCUCUCUCCUUUUUCUUCCAUGUACACAUUUGUAUUUUCUAUAUAAGUAAUAAAAGUAAGUGCUCCUAGUGGCA